Molecule: messenger RNA, 1861 nt
Organism: Pseudopodoces humilis (Tibetan ground-tit)
Lineage: Eukaryota; Metazoa; Chordata; Aves; Passeriformes; Paridae
Gene: PLTP
Product: phospholipid transfer protein
Biological process (GO): phospholipid transport; ceramide transport; high-density lipoprotein particle remodeling
Molecular function (GO): phosphatidic acid transfer activity; phosphatidylethanolamine transfer activity; lipid binding
Source: RefSeq, a predicted model, not a curated record
CCAGCUGUGAGCCCGCAAGGAGUGGCAGCUGGGGGCUAUAUAAAGGCAGGGAAACCUCAGCCAGCUCAAAAGAAAGUCUUGGAUCUUGUGUUCUCCCUUCCUCCUGCCUUCACGUGAUUAAGCUUUCCCCACGCCGGGAGCCGAGGACAAGCCUCGCUGUACGAGAUGGCUGCCGGCAGCUGCCUCCUUCUCCUCCUGCUGCCCUCGUUGGUCAUAGCCUUGCACAGCUCUCCUGGCUGUAAGAUCCGGAUUACUUCCAAGGGACUGGACCUGGUGAAGCAGGAGGGGCUGCGCUUUGUGGAGCAGGAGCUGCAGAACAUCACAGUGUCAGACCUGCAUGGAAAUGAGGGGCAGUUCCAGUACAACAUCAGCCAAGUCAAGGUGACAGACCUGCAGCUGGCUUUUGCGGACCUGAACUUUCAGCCCCAGCAGCACCUUGUCUUCAACAUCAACAAUGCUUCCAUCAGCCUACGCUUCCGCAGGCAGCUGCUCUACUGGUUCUUCUACGACAUUGGGUCCAUCAAUGCCUCUGCGGAUGGUGUCCACAUCUACACAGUGCUGCAGUUGGCCAAGGAUGAGGCUGGGCGCCUCAAGAUCUCCAAUAUGACCUGCAAUGCCUCCAUAGCCAGAAUGCAUGCUGGCUUUUCUGGCACUCUCAGGAAGGUCUAUGAGUUCUUGAGCACCUUCAUCGUCACAGGGAUGCGCUUCCUCCUCAGCCAGCAGAUCUGCCCAUCCCUGGAGCAUGCCAGCAUGGUGCUGCUGAACUCUUUGCUGGACACAGUGCCUGUGAGGAACUAUGUGGAUGAGCACGUUGGGAUUGACUACUCCCUCCUACGGGAUCCGUCCAUCUCCACUGACACCCUUGACCUCGACUUCAAGGGCAUGUUCUUCCCUCGGGUGAGAGAGGACCAGGAGCUGGAGAACCACGCGGUGGAGCCGGUGAUUAAGGAGACUGAACGCAUGGUUUAUGUUGCCUUCUCUGAAUAUUUCUUCGACUCAGCCAUGCACUCGUACUUCCAGGCAGGAGUGCUGACCAUAGAGCUCCAGGGGGAGAAGGUGCCCAAGGACCUGGAGGUUUUGCUGAGAGCCACAUUCUUUGGAACAAUCUUCAUGCUGAGCCCUUCUGUGGAUGCUCCGCUGCGGCUCGUGCUGCAGGUCUCUGCUCCUCCCCGCUGCAUCAUCAAACCCUCGGGGACCUCAGUCUCUGUCUCUGCUUUCCUGAACAUCUCACUGGUGCCCCCAGACCGUCCUCCUGUCCAGCUCUCCAGCAUGGCCAUGGAAACCAAGCUGAGUGCCAAGGUAUUUCUGCAAGGGAAGGCAUUGCGUGUGCAGCUGGACCUAAGACGGUUUCGCAUCUAUUCCAAGCAGUCAGCGCUGGAGUCGCUUGCGCUGUUCUCACUGCAGGCCCCACUGAAGACCCUGCUGCAACUGACCAUCAUGCCCAUCAUUAACGAGAGGACAAAGAAGGGGGUGCAGAUCCCACUGCCUGAAGGCAUGGACUUCACCAGGGAGGUGGUCAGCAAUCAUGCGGGAUUCCUCACAGUGGGAGCUGAUCUCCACUUCUCCAAGGGGCUUCGGGAGGUGAUUGAGAAAUACCGCCCAGUGCCAACUGCUUCUGCCUACUCCAGCUCCCAGCCCACAGAGCCCAGCCUGGACCCCAGCUCACUCUAGCUCUCCUCCCUGGACCAAGGGCAGAUCCUGGGCUGGACCCAUAGACUGUAGGUAGGAAGCAGCUUCCCUGGUACCACCAGCACAUUGUCAGGGCUUCCAGGCCCUGGUGGGGCGCAGCAAGGUGGAGAGGGUGCUCUGGGAACCCCUGCUGCACCCCUGCUCAUUACACUAAUAAACCACCUGACUCCAA